AUGAACAAAUGCAUCUUUGUCGACGAUUCCUGCGAUCUCUCUAUUCGCGACAUACUAGAAACUUACCAUCCUAAGGACGGCCAAGCCCUGGUCAAGGUCGAGUACUCAGGCAUCAACCCAGCUGAUCUCAAUCAUCCUAAAGAUCUGGGCAUGAAGAACAACGUAUGCGGGUAUGAAAUCUGCGGCACUGUCAUCGAAGCAGGAAGAUCUAGUCGCUACGCAGUGGGGGACGUCGUCUUUGGAUCCAACCAUCCCGGCCGCUCAAAGCCAGGAUACCAUGGCGGUCACCAAGACUAUGUCAUUCUAGAGUCAAACCUGAUGUCAGCAAAAUUACCAGCUCAACUCCCCCGACCAGAUGCCGCUGCCAUCAGUAUCAUGGUGCGCUCAGCAGCAGACGCGUUGAUGAAUCAUUUCGAGAUCCCUUUUCCUGCUAUAAACGUCUUGGGACCACCUCCCACUGGCGCCCUGUUGGUUUGGGGCGGUGCCAGUAGCGUCGGGAGUGCUGCGAUACAGCUCGCAAAGGCUAUGGGAGUGAAAUGGAUUUUCACGACCGCUUCACCUUCCAACCACGAAGCACUCCUCGAGCUCGGUGCAACAAAGUGCUUUGACUAUCGAGAUCCGGAUGUCGUUGGCGCUGUCAGGGCUGUAUGCGAGGAUACUGGUGUCACAAUCAAAUAUGUCCUAGACACUGUGUGCAAAGCAGGCAGUCCUGGUACCAUUCAGCAGUGCGAGGCAAUCGCUACAGCACCAGAUGUCACAUUCAUCAGUACUCUGCCCCAGUUCAGUAAGCCCCCACGAUGGAGAAUGGUUUUUGCUUCCAGGGAAACCGACAACCCUGUCCCGUUCGAGUUUCCAGGUGGAAAUAAGGCAAAUCCCGUAUGGGAGGCUCGGCUAGAGAGAGCGGUUGUUUGGGCUGUGAAAAACUACGGGACGUUAUUCAGAAUUCCCAAUAUCAAGAUUGUGGAGGGAGCUAAGGAGGGUAUACAGGCUAUCAAGGACGUGAAUGAGGGAAAGGUAAGCUUGACCAAGGUUGUUAUCAAGCACCUGCUUUAG
This is a messenger RNA of Fusarium fujikuroi IMI 58289, 1053 nucleotides long. Its product is annotated as related to toxD protein. The record is from RefSeq and is a predicted model, not a curated record. Gene Ontology annotation, molecular function: oxidoreductase activity, acting on NAD(P)H. Lineage: Eukaryota; Fungi; Ascomycota; Sordariomycetes; Hypocreales; Nectriaceae. The coding region runs from base 1 to 1053 and encodes 350 amino acids. The transcript has a single exon.